GAAACGCAGAGAGACGGGCUGCUGGUGGCGAAGAUGGCGGAUGGGGACAGUGGCAGUGAGCGCGGUGGCAGCAGCGGCGGUGGAGGGGGUGGUGGCGGAGGUUUCCAGCACUACCAGCGGGAGUCGGAGACCCAGGAGCUGGCCUCGAAGCGGUUGGACAUUCAGAACAAGCGCUUCUACCUGGACGUGAAGCAGAACGCUAAAGGCCGGUUCAUUAAAAUCGCCGAGGUGGGUGCCGGGGGCUCCAAAAGUCGACUGACCCUGUCCAUGUCAGUGGCGGCGGAGUUCCGUGACUACCUGGGGGAUUUUAUAGAGCACUACGCCCAGCUGGGGCCUAGCACUCCGGAGCAGAUUGCUCAGUCAUCCGGUGGGGAUGACACCGGGCCUAGACGGGCCUUGAAGAGCGAGUUCCUGGUGCGGGAGAACCGCAAAUACUACCUCGACCUAAAAGAAAACCAGCGGGGCCGCUUCCUCCGGAUCAGACAGACCGUAAACCGAGGCCCGGGGUUCGGAGUCGGUAUGGGCGGCAUGCAGGGUGCUGGCAUGCAGGCCGGGCAAACCAUCGCUCUCCCGGCUCAGGGCUUAAUUGAGUUCCGUGAUGCCCUCGCCAAGUUAAUAGACGACUACGGGGGAGAUGAGGAGGAGCUGUCCGGUGGCGGAGGGGCCGGGGGUUACAGCGAGCUCCCCGAGGGCACCUCCAUCAUGGUGGACUCCAAGCGUUUCUUCUUUGACGUGGGGUCCAACAAGUACGGAGUGUUCCUCGAAGUUAAACCCAGUUACAGAAACUCUAUAACUAUCCCGUUUAAAGCAUGGAGUAAGUUUGGAGGGGCGUUCAGUCGCUACGCAGAGGAGAUGAAAGAGAUCCAGGAGCGGCACCGGGAUAAGAUGUACGAGAGGAGAGGCGGAGAGGAGUCCGAGGGGGACGAUGUGGACGACGACUGAGCCAGCGCUGCUGCUCGGGAGGAAGCUGACAACAUGAUGCAAAGCCUGGAGAUUAACAGAAAGAGAGGAGCGACUUAUGUGCAUGACGAACUUUAAAAACAACGGAGUUAAUUAAAAGUAUAAUUGACUGAAAAAUUUACUGUCUAUAUAAGAGAAUGAUGUUUAAGUGUAGGUGGAUGUUAUAGAUAAGUGAGUACAGACUGCAGUAGUCAGCUCCUGUUUAAGAUUCCCCUUAAUUAAAUAAUAUAUAAGUAUAUAUGAAUAUAUAUGAUUGUCCGUUUGAUAACCUCAAGCAGCCCAACAAAUUAAGCUUGACAGUGCUGGAGACAGGAUGCACUUGGUCCCACUUCCUGGUUGUGCAGUGCUAGAACUCACCUGGUGCAGGACAGGUGUAGGAUGGGGGCUCUAUGGGAAGACAGCCCCCCUGGCCCAUCACCAUGGCUGUUGUGUGUGUGCUUUUCUGUCCUAUUGUCUCACCUGGACCAGCCCAGAUCAAACCCAACCCACAGAGCCAGCUUGAGGAGGGCAUAGGGCAUGGCAGGGCACCCACAUCCAUUAUGGUGAUCUGUUACAAGCACACUGCUCAUUUGGAUUUUGAGGACAAUCCAAAAGAGCUUAAAUGGCCCUGUAUCCCUUGUCACUCCUCCCUCGAGUGUUGAUGUCCUGUCCCACUGCUUUAGGGUGUCUCAGGGUUGCCGUGUCCCUCCUGUACCUAGGGGUCUGUCUUCACCUGAGCGUCUCUUGCUUGUGUCAGCUGCUGUUAUCUGGCUGGAUGCGGGCCCAUGUGUUUUGUGACCUCAAUGACCUUAGUCUCCGAUGGGCAGCAGGUCUCUAGCAUUGGUCUCCAAGAAAAAGCUUAAUGUUGCUGGGCUUGAGCGACAGUCUCCAGGGAACUGGCCUUGUUGACGUACAUAGGGUGCACCAUUUGGAUCCUUUAAUCUUGAACUCAGACCAAUAACGACUGAAGCAGAUUCAGUCUGAUUGUAAGAAUUUAGGUGCUUUUUGGAAAACAAAAACCCAUCCGCCGGGUGCUAUAAGGAAAGAAAAAGAUAUAUAUAACUUACUGGAAGAGAUUUAGUUACAACAGAUCAAUUAUAGAUAGAAUUAUUUUUCAAAAGAGAUUUAUUGCAAUAUGUCUUAGAGAUAUAAGACAUUUAUUAGAUAAUGCUGCCUAAAGUGGCUUAUUUAAAACACUAAGCUUGGAUGCAAAUGUCCAGGGUAAUAUUUCAUACCUGCUUUUUCCUAACAUUUCUGUUAUUCCUUAGAGGAAGUAAAAAGAGUACACAAAUUGAUAACAGUAUGUUAUUGCAAUUUCUAUUAAAACAAAUAUGACUUCAUUGAAGUAGUUUGUCAGCAAACUUUCAGCACUCCAGUUCACUUUACAAAGCAUCAAGUUGUCCCUUGUUUCAGUCCACCGUUCAUGUCUCUCACUAUACGGCUUUACAUCAGUUCGAUGCAAACAUAAACAUCGCUACAUUUAGUCUGUAGUGUUCCUUUCCAAUAUGGUCAUAUUUUUGCAUGCCUGCUCCUGCGCCGAGCCGCCUUGUGUUUUUUCUUUUGCAUAUUCUGAUUGCUGUAUGAUGGUAUUUAUCCAGUUGGAGAGCGGUUUUAAGAUUUCUUUAUGUAUUGCAUUGGAAAGUUUAUUCUCAGCCUAAUAAAAGCCACAAAGUUCCCACGCUUUGGGGAAUGUCACGUUCAUUGUCCCGCUUCCUUUGACACCUCGUUGAAUUUUACUUUAGCCAUGUUGACACAGCAGACAAAUGCCAUACUAAAAUAUACACCUGGGAGCAAUAUCUUUCUUUUCUAUUGAAGUAUAUAUGAUAUUACACAUACAAUUGAACUUCACCCUUCUUCCUGUACUGUGUUAUGUGAAAUGGCAGCUGUUUCAGUCAUGUGUGUUCUGCUGUAAUAUUCUAAAAAGUUCCUUUCAACGAGAAAUAAAACUAUGUUUUUGCUCA
Molecule: messenger RNA, 2900 nt
Organism: Boleophthalmus pectinirostris (great blue-spotted mudskipper)
Lineage: Eukaryota; Metazoa; Chordata; Actinopteri; Gobiiformes; Gobiidae
Product: transcriptional activator protein Pur-beta
Biological process (GO): regulation of transcription by RNA polymerase II
Cellular component (GO): nucleus
Molecular function (GO): RNA polymerase II transcription regulatory region sequence-specific DNA binding; purine-rich negative regulatory element binding; DNA-binding transcription factor activity, RNA polymerase II-specific
Source: RefSeq, a predicted model, not a curated record